AUGGCCACCGACGAUCUCCCCGUUGGCGGCCACCCGGGAGUACUCACAAGCGAGGAUGGCUCGCUGCUCAUCAAGCCCGCGCUCGCGGCCGAAGUCGCCUUCUACCAGUCCGUCGUUGCAGACGCUGCCUUCGCGUCCCUGCGCCCGUUCCUGCCAAAGUUCUACGGCACCCUCAGGCUACAAGGCAAGGUGGAUGAGAAUGCGCCGCCACCCGCAGAGGGCGAGCCGAUGCAGAUUCAGCCUGCCGCGUCUCUUGUGCUCGAGAACCUCUCACAGCCAUUCCUGAAGCCGAACAUCCUCGACAUCAAGCUCGGGACCGUGCUCUACGACGACGGUGCGAGCGCAGACAAGCGCGCGCGCAUGGAGAAGGCCGCGCGCGAGACGACCUCGCUCGAGACCGGCGUCCGCCUCACUGGUUUUCAGGUGUACGACCUCGCGACGAACGAAGCGGUGAACACCCCCAAGUCGUACGGCAAGUCCAUCCAGCCCGCCGACCUCCCCGAUGGCAUCGCACGCUUCUUCCCGCUCUCCCCGGACGCUCCCCCCGCGCACGCCGAGCCUGCGCCCGAGGCGCCCCCGCCGAUCACGGGCACCGGUCUCCCCGCGGAGCUGCUGCUGCCGGUGCUCGAGUCCGUCCGGGAGGACGUCGCCGAGGUGCGGGACGCGCUGGCGGCGGUCGAGAUGCGCAUGGUCGGCGGCAGCCUGCUCGUUAUCUACGAAGCGGACUGGGACCGGGCGCGCGCGGGGAUUAAGUGGAUGGAGGAGGUCGGGGAGGAUGAUGAGGACGACGAUGAGGAUGAGGACGAGGACGAGGAGAGCGUGGCGUCGAAGCCUGGGCCGCCGUACAUCGUCAAGCUUAUCGACUUUGCGCAUACGAAGAUUGUGCCGGGCGAAGGGCCGGAUGAAGGGGUGCUGAAGGGCGUAGACACGGUGCUGGGCCUGCUGGACGGACGCAUCGCGCAGGUCAAGGCGGCAUACUGA
Messenger RNA from Epithele typhae, 981 nucleotides. Its product is annotated as SAICAR synthase-like protein. The transcript is spliced from 4 exons. Gene Ontology annotation, biological process: phosphatidylinositol phosphate biosynthetic process; inositol phosphate biosynthetic process. The record is from RefSeq and is a predicted model, not a curated record. Bases 1 to 981 code for a protein of 326 amino acids. Gene Ontology annotation, cellular component: cytoplasm; nucleus. Gene Ontology annotation, molecular function: inositol-1,4,5,6-tetrakisphosphate 3-kinase activity; inositol hexakisphosphate kinase activity. Lineage: Eukaryota; Fungi; Basidiomycota; Agaricomycetes; Polyporales; Epitheliaceae.